Molecule: messenger RNA, 5079 nt
Organism: Notodromas monacha
Lineage: Eukaryota; Metazoa; Arthropoda; Ostracoda; Podocopida; Cyprididae
Source: the annotation of a GenBank genome assembly
AUGGCUCCAACCCGUCAGCCGUGUUCAGAACUCGAGAAUUUCUCAAGUAGUUUUGUGUCGAACGUGAUCUGCAACCGCAGUGAGCCAGUUUUUGACAGUCACAUGGAUGAUGACUGUUCUGCCGAAGGAGCCACCGGGAAGCUUUGGUGGACAAAUUUCUCUUUCGGCGAAAAUUACGACCCGGAAGAUGAUUUCGCCGAUAAGACGGGUCAAAUGGAGCCGAUCCUCGCGUCCGUCGAGGAGAGUCUUUACGAGCCAAGAACGCCUCUUUGCAGAAAUUUUAAAGCUGUGAAGCAGCAUUUCGUGGAUGUGGAUUGUGAUCCAAUUCUCGGUGCUAGUGGAGCUUCGCUAAGUCCCUCCUUGCCAUCUCUUGACUCCAUGAACAAGUUUUCGGAUUCAACCACGUUUUCGAAUGAUCUCUUCUUCGCGUCGUAUGACGUGGAGGAAACUGAGAUUUUUGGCGAGGAAAUGACUGAGUCGCUUUGCGGAUUAGCUGUCUGUUAUGCUCCGGAGGCGGAUGGAAAACCGGAGAAACCGAGGGAAACUGGUGAAAGAAAAUUGAGAAGGAAGCGCAAAUCAUCUCGUCCUAAAUAUCUGUCUGAUCAAGAAGAAAGUGAUGAUGAUCGUGACUUCGAUUGGAAUUCGCGUCCUCAGCGGCGGCCAAAGAAAAGACCUUCAUGGAUGAGAACUUUCAUUGGCAAUGAUCUGAGGAAUAGAAGUUUGAAGUCGCGACGUACCCGGUCGAAAUCCUUUCGUGAAUCUCGGGUAUUAGAUCUUACUCCUCGUGCGAGGAAUCGAAGAAGACUGAAACACUCCAUGGAAUCAGUUCGCUGCUCAGUUUGUGAUAUCAAACUGGAAUCCGAUGUCGCACUUGAAGCGCAUUUGAACGUCUCUUGUCGGAAGACUGUUGGAUGUCGAGUAGUUUUGCAGAGACAACUAGCAUAUUUGGAUAUAAAAUUCCCAUCGCUACGAAUCCGGUUGUCGAGAUGCGAUUCCCUCGUUCGAAAAUUCCUUGAACCAUCUUCGGACGCAGACGAUGCGAAAAUGUUGGAUUCUUCUUCUGUCAGGGAUGGUUCAGAAAUUGAAAUUGAUUCGAAGGAAGGCGACGCCAAUACAGAAGAGUACGAAGCUGCGUUGGUUUACCAAACGUUCAGAGAGCAAGAAUUGCAAGGAUUCGAUGACCGUGAUUUUCUCCGCGAGUCUAGGCCGGGAUUUCCUCUCGACAAAGGUAUAUCUCGGGAAAAUCUUACAAGAAUAGCUUCAUACAAACCGGCCUCCUUAGACGAGCAUUCCAAAUCUGUGGUAACUCGAAAUCGGCUGUUGGAAAAAUUACGAGAAUACUGGGAUCCGUAUGGAUGCAACGAUGAGGAUAUAGAAGAUGGUAUCGAUUACACCAAGCUUGAUAGCUCAACUUCGCGACGUGCUCCAAAGGAAAGCAUCCGACUUCCAUCCCCUGAGUAUUCUUGCAGUAUAUUCGCCGAUCAAGUCACUGAGAAUCCUUUGUGUUCAUCGUGUUUCAGCAGAGGCAUUUGCGACGAAGACUUCGUUGCUUGUUACGUGUGUUGUCAGUCUUUUCACUGGUUUUGUGCUAAAUGGCGUCUCACUAGGGAAGAAAGAUCAUGUGGAAAUUUUGUAUGUCCGAAUUGCGUCAUCUGCUGCGCUUGUGAGACGCGAGGAGGUGUUGAAUUUUCCUGCAGCUCUUGUCAAAAGAACUAUCACAGGGAUUGUUGCGGGAUUCAUUCUCCGGAGUUGUUGUAUGACGAAAACGGUUGGCGAUGUAUCGAUUGCUCCGUUUGUGGAGCCUGUGGAGGAGCUUCAGGAAAACCUGCAGAGUUUGUUGUUGAACAAAGGCAGUAUGUGUGUGAGAAUUGCAUGGAAUUGUCGAAGAAUGCGUCGCUGUGUCGUGUCUGCUUGAAGGCUGACGAUGAGGCCCGAGCGUAUUUUGACAUGACGAGAGAUUCUGCGAUAGUUGCUGCGAAGGAGUCUCAUGAAGUGCUGGUUUGCUGGACUUGUAAAGGAAAGGUUCAUCGUUCGUGCGAAUCUCUGUGUGAAGAUGAAAUGCUGGUGCUUUUAGGUGAUCCUGAAAUCAAAUUUGAAUGCUCAUGUUGCCUGAUCGAUUCUUGGCUGGUGUCGGCGAAGCGAGUUGUUCGUUCUGGGAUAGAGUUUUCCGAAAUUCUCCGCGACUUCAAGGAGUGCAUAUCUUGCGAUUCGCUACUUCCAGAGAAAACGAGAUCAGGAACGUAUCCAUUCCCAACCUGGCGAACAGAUUUGAAAAGAGCAAUGAAAGAACACUUCCGACGAUGCGUGGAAGCUUUCAAGAAGUUCGGUCAAUUCUUUCAGAAAUGUGACUCGAAGAAAUAUGGAGCUGCGUGGUCGCGGACUGUCGCUGCUAUGGACAAGCUUCAAAAUCGGGAAAAUAUUUCGGUGGAUAGUUUUUUCGCGGACUGGUUUGCGAUUGCUGAACAAGCCGGCAUUCCAGAGGAUGCUCAUCUGAAGAUUUUGAAAAACUGGUUCCCAUGGACAGUCCAUCAGUUGAGUAAAGAACGGAAUCAAGGCCAAGGAAUUGCGAACCCGAUCCCGUGUCCGUUGAUGAACCCAAUCCCGUAUCUCUCUGCCGAACACGAUUACUGGAUUCAAAGUGGACCUCGGCAAGAGCUGACUGCACGAAAUUUUGCUGAGAAUCAUUCGAGCAACGAUGGUGAUGACGAUCGAAUUUGUGCCCUUUGCCAUUCCGCGGGUGACAGCGAGGAGGCUGAAAGAUUACUUUCCUGGGGAGGAAUACCCGACAUGGACGAAAUCUCGCGUUGGAUCCAUUUGAACUGCAUUUUAUGGACUCCGGGAAUCCGUCAAGACGUUAGCUGGAAAUGCGUUACACUCACGAACGCAGAGAGUGUUUUUCGUCAAGCGUUGAGGAAGCAAAUGGAUUGCUGUGUGUGUUUCGAAGACCGAGCAACGUUGCGCUGCAUGCAUUUGGACUGUGAUGCCUGGUUCCAUUUCCCGUGUGGUGUCCGAGCCAAGUGUUCCUUUCUGAAGCCGGGGGUCAUUUUCUGUUCCUUGCAUCAAUCUUCGUUGGCCAGUGUCAGAGAUGGGAAACAUUUUGCCGUGAAAAAAUUAGUGAAGAUCUCUCAGAUCGACGACUCCCAAAUGGGUUCUUAUUUACUCAUUGGCGCAGGAAACUUGACGUUCGAAAACCGCGAACUGCGAUUGAAACGCUGGUUUUGGUCCAUGUUCGAGCCUUGGAAGCAGACGUUGUACACGAUUACUGUUCGAUCUGCACAAAGAACGAAAGAUGAUGAUGAUGAUGAUCGGUAUCCCAACCGAAAUGAAACCUUAACCUUGAACCACGAUGAUGAGAGGCUCGAAAGUCGUCCUGCAAUUUUGACUGAAGCUUUCUCCGAGCUGAGUGUCAUGGAAGGCAAGGAUGCUUUGCGUGAUGUUGGCUUCAGUAUUAUUGAGGCGUCCAGUUUCGUUGGCAAUUCGAGAUCCGUUCUUUUCGUCCUCACUGGCGGCCUUCUACCCGGAAAACUGUCAUCCAGUAUCUCUGACUCUGUGCUGGCAGAUUUGGGUUUGAUUCCGGACGUGGUUCGAGUCUGUUUGACGUCUGUGGAUUCCGUUUUGGCAAAGAAUCCCGGCGAAACCUUCUUCCGUGUCCAAGUGACCAUUCGUGAGCCUGUGAUAGAAGUGGCGGAUGAUUUGAGAAUCUUGCAAUUCGAUGGAGCUACGGAUGAUCAUUACGAGCAACGACGAGUUGUGCAAUUUACGCCUGGUUCGGGUGUUCAAGCGUUGCAGUCGAACAACGUGAUGUUCAUUGAUAUGGUUGGUUGUAUGGCUCAGCAGUCGACGAACAUGAUACAAACUGUUGAACAGGCUCUCGGCCAACCUGCGAGGUAUCUCGGAACUGUUGAUCCCACUGCGUUCGUGAUGCCUUCGCAGCCCCAGCCGGUAUAUUACGUUCAGCCGACGAUUGCACCUGCUCCGAUUGCCAAACCGCAUUAUAAAACAGUCCAGGGAACGGAUGGGAAUCUGUAUUUGGUGACCGAGUUCUAUGUGGAAAUGCCUCAAUCGGUCACUUACCAGGUUGUCAACGUACCGCAGUCAGCACCAGUGACACCAAUGUACCUGCCGACGCAUAACACCUUCCAGCAUGUUCCAAUGGUACCGCCUAUGCCCAUCGUUGUCCAAGCACCGGUUCCUGCCGAAAUUCCCCAGCCACCAACGAUUGCCUCUGAUCCAGUUUUAUCGACUCAAGCCGAGUCGAAGGACGAAAUCUCGACAACGAAUGAUGAAAUUCCCGCUGAUGAGUGGAUUAUUUCUACGAACGACGAACCUUUUCUUGAAAUCGAUCCGCAAGAAGUGGAAACCAGUUCCAUGCAGAUCGAGAUUCCGCCGAAAGUUUCCAUAGUAUCCGUGGAAAAACCGAAAGAGAAAUCUUUGAUACUCGAAGCCACGCCCAAAGGGAUCGUCAAGACGCUGCCGAUCAUCGACAUGGUCAACCCUCCAGCUCAAAAUGACGUGAUGAAAUCCAGGACUAUUGUGGAUGCAGUGAUGAAACGAAUCCACGCCUGCACGUCGAAAUUGGCUCCAAGUGUCGAAUCGACAGCGUUGGAAAAGGAGGAAAAAGUCGAAAAUGAUCCCCCGGGUCGAGGCAAGGUUCAAGAUCGUCUGCUCAAUAGCUACAGGAACUUCAUGAAGCAGCGGAUGGGAGAUCGUCCUCGGCCCCUCUGUAGGAUCAUCAAGGACGAAAGGCUGUGGCAGGAUGAGGAGAAACCGGAAGUGGAGCCGUCUCCCAAGGAUGGGAAAGAGAACAAUGCUCCUUUGAUGGUGGAAAUCAAGGGAGAUGACGGAGUUGUUCUUCAGGACGAAAGGCUGUGGCAGGAUGAGGAGAAACCGGAAGUGGAGCCGUCUCCCAAGGAUGGGAAAGAGAACAAUGCUCCUUUGAUGGUGGAAAUCAAGGGAGAUGACGGAGUUGUUCUUCAGGGAUCGUCAAUUGAAGAAGUUUGGGGAUGUCUCGUGGAUGCAGUCCAGAAGUCCCGUGAACGAUUUGGAAUGCCGAUUCUUCCUCGUGAUUCGCUUACGAAG